Messenger RNA from Musa acuminata AAA Group (dessert banana), 2129 nucleotides. RefSeq lists its product as uncharacterized. Lineage: Eukaryota; Viridiplantae; Streptophyta; Magnoliopsida; Zingiberales; Musaceae. The coding region runs from base 316 to 1548 and encodes 410 amino acids. The transcript is spliced from 14 exons. The record is from RefSeq and is a predicted model, not a curated record.
UGUGCCCAACUUGUUAGGUUGGUCAACUGCAAGAUUCAGAUACGCAGUUCCUUUUCAACGUAUCCGAUUUAGGUCAUGGCCUCGAUCCGAUAGAAAGUCCAACAGUGGUCGGCGUCACCUACGGUGAACACGAUGCUGCCAACCCUUGUAUCUUCGCGGAAGCCCCUUCGAGCGUUUGUCAUCUCAAGCAAGGAGGUGCGGGUAUAUAUAUGUAUAUCUAUAUAUAUAUCUAUCUAUAUCUAGCUGCGGAAUGAGUCCUCAGAGCAUGCGCCAGAAUCCUCCUUCACAGCCCAAAGGCAGGUUUCUGACGGUCUAAUGUCCAUAAAUCAGAAAAUUUGCAAUUGUAACUUCUCCGCUGCAGCUGUUUUCUUUUGUAUAGCAUUAUUUAUUGGAAGCACAUUGAUUACAGUCGAUGUGAAGGAGAAAAUAACGGCAUGGUUGCCAACUGAUUCAUCGCAGAAGUUUCAAUUUGAUUUGAACAAUAACACAGCAAACUCGAAGCCCAAUGAAUCUGACCCAUGCUCGAAUCAAUGCAGACCUUCAGGAAUUGAAGCAUUGCCUAAAGGAAUGGUUUCCCAAACAUCAGACUUGGAAAGGCAGCCAUUAUGGGGUUCUAUAGAGAAAAAGGGAAAUUCAAGUUCGUUCAAGAACUUAUUAGCAAUUGCAGUUGGACUAAAGCAGAAACAAGUUGUCAAUGAAAUUGUCAAGAAGUUCCUUUUCAGUAAUUUUACCAUAAUUCUUUUCCACUAUGAUGGGGUGGUUGAUGAAUGGAGCGACUUAGAAUGGAGUGACACUGUCUUGCAUAUCUCUGCAAUCAAUCAAACAAAAUGGUGGUUUGCGAAACGUUUCUUACAUCCAGAUAUAGUCGCCUUGUACAGUUAUAUCUUUCUCUGGGAUGAGGAUAUUGGAGUUGAAAAUUUUCAUCCUGGAAGAUACCUGGAGAUUGUUGAAAGGGAAGGAUUAGAUGUAUCACAACCUGGACUUGAUACUGAGAAGUCAAAAGUUCACUACCGAUUUACAGAACGUCAAAGAGAAGAUAGUCUUUUUCAUGGAGGUACACUGUGUGACCAAGUCCCAAUUCUAUUGGUAUUGGUAAUCUUUUGUAUAAAAUUAAUUUGUUCUUUCAACAGAAGGAUUUAUGAUUUGGCACAAGGCUUGAGAUGUAAUGAGAACAGUACUGGUUUUCCAUGCGCUGGGUUUGUGGAAAUGAUGGCUCCUGUUUUCACAUGGUCUGCAUGGAGAUGUGCAUGGCAUAUGAUUCAAAACGACUUGAUUCAUGCGUGGGGUUUAGAUAUGAAACUUGGUUACUGUUCUCAGGGAGAUCGGACCAAAAAGGUUGGCGUGGUAGAUAGUGAAUACAUCACACACAUGGGGAUUCCGACUCUUGGUGGAUCCAAUGUAAGAAAGGACUCAAAUGGAUCAUCUACCACAAAUCUCAGAGCUGCAGUGGUAGACCGGUGCUAUGCUGAACUGGACAUGUUCAAUAAGAGAUGGCAAGAUGCUGCACAAAAAGAUAAAUGCUGGACUGACCGAUACCCUCAAGCCUGAAAGACCAUGUCGCUCCACCGUCCUUUCAACAACACCACCAUCAGAAUCCCAAGUGCAGUGGGAAGUCUUUGAAUAAGGAAGCAGAGGAUAUCACUCACCUACCAUCCACCACUAAUUGUACAUGAAGACUUGCUAGCGCUACCGAGAUCACUUUUUGAGGCUAUUUUAGGUGAAUCUCGCAUUUGUAAGUCAAGACGAUUGGCUCUUUCGCAAAGAUCAUUAUUUUAGGCAAUCCUAUUUAAUUUUGCAUGCGUGCAAUGAGUUUUUCCUUUUUUUUUUUUUUUUCCGGACUAUAAUUUCCCAGAAAAUUUUCUGUAGGAAUGCUCUAUGUUCCUCCAUAUGCUUUCGGCUUUGAUACCAAUGGAAGCCGUGGUUUUCAUGUGCUGAUUAAGAGACAACAGAAAGGAUCCUUAGCAAUUCUACGUUGUUUACUAGUGCUUUAGUUGGCAACGUAGGCCUCGCUUAGACAACCAAUGGGGAAGGCCAUCUUCUUCGGUCGGUGGCUUUGCCGAUAUGACUUUUUUCUUUUAUUUGCGUUGAAAUCCAAUAGGUUUUGUCAUGUAUGGUCGAAUAAUCCAAUG